AUGACAGCCCAAGUCUCAGACCCUCAGGGGAUUCCGGAGACUACAGCGAAGGAGGAUGAGAAGGAAUUGGGGGGCCCUGGCCCCAGCAGGAAUAAGUCAUGGCUAGUCCGGCACUUUUCCCUGCUCCUUCGGCGUGAUCGGCAAGCCCAGAAGGCCAGCCAGCUCUUUUCUGGGCUCCUGGCCCUCAACGUGGUGUUCCUGGGGGGAGCCUUCAUCUGUAGCAUGAUCUUCAACAACGUGGCCAUCACCCUGGGGGACGUCUGGAUCUUGCUGGCAGUGCUCAAGGUUCUCGCCCUCCUCUGGCUCCUCUACUACGUCGGAGUGACCAUCCGCCUGCCACACUCUGUCCGGUACAGAGACCCCCAUGCGGGGCCUGUCUGGGUUCAGGGCUCGCUGGUGUUGUUCGGUAGCUGCACGGUUCUUCUCAACGUCUUCCGAAUCGGCUACGUGGUCAGUCACAUCCACUGCAAGUCUGACGUGGAACUCGUCUUCCCCGUCAUCGAGAUCCUCUUCAUCAGUCUUCAGACCUAUGUGCUAUGGAGCCACAGCAAGGAUUGUGUCCAGGUCCAGAUGAAUCUCACCAGGUGCGGGCUGAUGCUAACUAUGGCUACCAACCUGCUCCUCUGGGUCCUGGCUGUCACCAAUGACUCCAUGCAUCGGGAGAUCGAGGCCGAACUGGAUGCCCUCAUGGAAAAGCUCACAGGCAAUGAGACCAACACUUGUCUUUGCCUCAACACCACUAUAUGUGAAGUCUUUCAGAAGGGAUACUUGAUGCUUUAUCCCUUCAGCACUGAGUACAGCCUCAUCUGCUGUGCCAUUCUCUACGUCAUGUGGAAGAAUGUGGGCCGACAUCUGUCUCCUCACUUACCUGGUCCUCAUCGGCCCAACUUCCACCUCCAUGGCGCCAUCUUUGGCCCUUUGUUGGGUUUCCUGGCUCUGGUGGCAGGGGUCUGCAUCUUUGUCCUCUUCCAGAUCCAGGCCAGUGGCCCCUCCAUUGGUCAUCAGUAUUUCACUCUUUACUAUGCUUUUUAUGUGACUGUCCUGCCUGUCAUGACUCUGGCGUGCCUGAUGGGCACCAUCAUGCAUGGACUGGAAGAGCGGGAAAUGGACACAGUCAAGAACCCCACUCGAAGCCUUGAUGUGGUACUUCUGAUGGGUGCUGCCUUGGGCCAGAUUGGCAUCUCCUAUUUUUCCAUCGUGGCCAUUGUGGCCACAGAUCCCCAAAAACAGCUCAACAGACUUAUCCUGGCCUAUUCAAUCCUCAUCAUCAUUCAGCACAUCGCCCAAAACCUCUUCAUCAUUGAGGGCCUGCACCGACAGCCACUCUGGGAAGGACCCAUCCAGUCCCACCACGAAAGCCUGGAGAAGGAGGAGUGUCCAGCAGGUCUUCGCCGGGGAUCCGUGUUGGAGCUGGGCCAGGGCCUGCGUAGGGUCUCCCUUGCCUACAUCCACAGUUACAGCCAUCUCAACUGGAAGCGGCGGGUUCUAAAGGAAAUUUCCAUCUUCCUUAUCAUCUGCAACAUCACGAUGUGGAUGAUGCCCGCAUUUGGCACACACCCCGAGUUUGAGAACGGACUGGAGAAAAGCUUCUAUGGCUACAGGACCUGGUUCACUAUUGUCAACUUUGGCCUGCCUCUGGGGGUCUUCUACCGCAUGCACUCUGUUGGGGGACUGGUGGAAGUCUACCUGGGAGCCUGA
Molecule: messenger RNA, 1698 nt
Organism: Gracilinanus agilis (Agile Gracile Mouse Opossum)
Lineage: Eukaryota; Metazoa; Chordata; Mammalia; Didelphimorphia; Didelphidae
Gene: OTOP3
Product: otopetrin 3
Exons: 7
Coding region: 1-1698 (565 amino acids)
Biological process (GO): proton transmembrane transport
Cellular component (GO): membrane
Molecular function (GO): proton channel activity
Source: RefSeq, a predicted model, not a curated record